AUGGCCACGGUUGGUAUUGAUAUUGGAACAGGUUCAGUACGUGUAUGUUAUCAUGAUGCCGUAAAUGGUAUAUUCGAAUCAUAUGAUGAACCAAUCACUACGUAUAAUGUCAAUGAUGAUAUAAUCAGCCAAUCAUCCAACGAAAUCUUUAGGAAUAUUCUUAAAUUAUUAAAUAAAUUGAAUCAUAAAGAUUAUGUGGCAGUGUCAACGGCAGCCACUUGUUCUAUGGUGGUGACUGAAAUACAGGAGAUUAUAACAAGUAAUGAAUAUAUAGUGGAAAGCUUCCAUUUACCAACCACUAUAGGGUCACAAUCAAAUAUAUUUGAUAUAUUUUUAUGGAUGGAUAAUAAAGCCACGAAAGAAACCAAUGAAUUAAAUCAAUCAUUACCUUCAUCGAUAUUAAAUAGAGUUGGAAAGAAAUUGGUUCCUGAAUUAGGUAUACCGAAAUUAAAAUACUUACAAUCAAUAUAUCCUGAUAAGAAGUUCAUAGUGUUUGAAUUUUAUGAUUGGAUUCAUAAUUUAUUAAGUACUAGCAUUGGUUCUAAACGAAUCGUUACACUUAAUCCUCAAUCGUAUGCUGAUGAUAGUUAUGCUUUAGAUGGAUCUAUCAAAGGGUGGUCAAGUUCUACAUUGAAAGAUUUAUUCCAUAUUGAUAACAUUCAAGUAGGUGGAUUUCAACAAGAUAGAUUUGGCAUUGAAAAUCAUUCUUUACUUCCAUGGGGGUACCCUGUAGGUCAAUUAAGUACUGAAGUCAAACAGACAAUCGGAAUAUCGAAAGAUCAUGAGGUUAUAAUUGCUAAUGGUUGUAUUGAUUGUUAUGCCGGUUGGUUGUCUACCAUCGUCAACCCUGAUGAUUUCAAUAAUGGAAUAUGUACGAUGGUAGCAGGAACAUCUACAUGCUUUUUAUAUCCUGGUUUGAGCAAAGCAAACGAUGUGUUUGUGGAUGGUAUUUGGGGACCAUUUAAGAUCAGUGAUGAUAUUCAUAUGUAUGAAUUUGGACAACCUGCUACUGGGAAAUUAUUUGAACGAUUAUUUCAAAAUUAUGAAAAGACCAUAAGGAAAAUAGUGGAUGUUAAUGAUUCAAAAUUAGUGUUUGAUUAUAUUGAAACUGAGAUUCAAAAGUACGAGGUUAAAUAUCAUAAAUCUAUUAAUCAAAUGAUUAAGAAUUAUUUCUAUUAUGGAGAUGUAUUUGGGAAUAGAAGUCCAUUGAAUGAUUUUUCUAUGAGUGAAAUGAUAAUUGAUGGGAUGAAUAGUGAGAGUAUUGAUGAAGCAUUCAAAUCAAUAUCCAUUAUAAGUGAUGAGUCAUCAGAUGAAAGAAUAAUACAAAGUUUAAUUAUUAAGUAUAAUCUUAUCUUAGAAUUCUUAUGUUUCCAAACUAAACAAAUGAUAGAUGGUUUCCAUACUAGUGGAGUUAAUCCUAUUAAAAAACUUGUUAUGGUUGGAUCUCAAAGUCAUAAUAAAAGAUUUGUGGAAUUAUUAAGCAAUAUAUUACAAUUACCGAUCAUCACCCUAGAUAAGGAAGAUAAGAAAUAUGAUGUGGUCAAAGGGGCAUCUAUAAUGGCCAGGGUUGGGGUUGAAUUAUAUCAAGAUAAGGAAUUAGAGUAUGGUGAAGGAUUACAAAAGAUAUUACUGGAACAUAAGAUUCACACCGCCAAUAUCCGAGAAACCAUACCUUCAGAUAAAGAUCGGAGAUUAUUGGAGGUAAAGUACGAGAUAUUUAUUGAUAUGUGUAAUAGACAACAGAAAUAUAGGGAUAUGAUGAGAGCCGUAUAG
This is a messenger RNA of Scheffersomyces coipomensis, 1773 nucleotides long. RefSeq lists its product as uncharacterized. Gene Ontology annotation, cellular component: cytoplasm. Bases 1 to 1773 code for a protein of 590 amino acids. The record is from RefSeq and is a predicted model, not a curated record. Gene Ontology annotation, biological process: pentose metabolic process; carbohydrate phosphorylation. The transcript has a single exon. Gene Ontology annotation, molecular function: D-ribulokinase activity. NCBI's taxonomy places the organism in Eukaryota, Fungi, Ascomycota, Pichiomycetes, Serinales, Debaryomycetaceae.